Molecule: messenger RNA, 2986 nt
Organism: Prunus dulcis (almond)
Lineage: Eukaryota; Viridiplantae; Streptophyta; Magnoliopsida; Rosales; Rosaceae
Product: serine/threonine protein phosphatase 2A 57 kDa regulatory subunit B' theta isoform-like
Exons: 3
Coding region: 916-2478 (520 amino acids)
Biological process (GO): signal transduction
Cellular component (GO): protein phosphatase type 2A complex
Molecular function (GO): protein phosphatase regulator activity
Source: RefSeq, a predicted model, not a curated record
CAAAGAACCAAACAAUAUCUACAAAGACAUACAUAUGAUACGGCACACAUUCUCUCUCGCUCUCUCUCCCUCCAAGUCCAACUUGUGUUUAACAAAAUAAUGUCUUGAGUUGAACCUGCUUACUGGGAUUGGACAGAGAAGGGGAGGGAGAGCUUUGGCUCGUUUACCUUUUUGCUUUUUUGCUAAAUUUUUUUUUUUCUUUUACCUUCUCUCUCAUAGGCUUAAUAUAAUAUGAUAGGGACUAUGAAGUUGUGAAGGUUCUGUUCUUUAGAGCUGUUCUGGCAGCUUGUCUCGUUCCUCUCUCUCUCUCCUCUCUGACCCAAAAUUGAAUAAAGAACGAAAGAAAAAAGCUCUUUGCUUUUUUCCUCUGCUUAGACUCCUGCUUCUAUCGCAUCCAGAUCGUGUCAGCCAGUGAGCCAAUUGGGUAGCUGCUGAUUUGGUAAAUACAGUCUUCAAGCUGUCCUUAACUGGAAGAAGAUUGAAGACGAGCUUCUGGUGUAUAUAUUCUACUUCGGGAAGUUGUUAUUGAUCUUUGACUUGAGGGUGCCAGUUUUUGCUUCUGGGUUUCUAAGUUUGACUCUCAAGGUGUCAAAUUCUUCUACUUUAUUGAGAUUGCUACAGAUAUUUACAGAUUCUGAAAUUAGUAGAAGAGAAUGAUAUCUGAAAACAAGAGUUUUGCUUCCCUUGAUUAUUGAUUCUGAGAUUACUUUAUCUUCAUAUGGAAAUGGGUGUCUCUAUCUGGAUUUUUGAUUUCUUAUAAUAUCGAUUUUGUUGUUCAUUGUUUUGAAAUGGGUUGUUUGUAUCUGGGUUUUGACUCUGUUAUUUGAGGUAUCAAUUGGGUUCUACUUUGAAGGAGCUUCCACCCAUAACUGGGCUUGACUGGAUUUGUGUUUGAGGCCAUUUCUUUCUCAAAUCAUGAUCAAGCAGAUACUUGGUAAGCUUCCACGGAAGCCAUCUAAGUCAGCUGAGAAUCGUGAGUUUGGGGGUUCAUCUGCCUCUUCAUUAAGUUCAAGAAGCAGUGAUGUAGUAAGUAAUAGGCCAAUUAACUCAAACAGCCUACCUCUGUUGGGUCUUGAUUCUGCUUCAAAUUUAGGAUAUAGCCAUGGAAGUAAGCUCCCUCAACUUGUAAAUUCAAAUCUAAAUGGAAGUUCUGCUACUGCUUCUUAUCAAGCGUUGCCAGCAUUUAGGGAUGUACCAAGCUCUGAGAAGCAGAACUUGUUUAUGAAAAAGCUGAACUUGUGUUGCGUACUGUUUGACUUCACUGACCCAACAAAACAUCUGAGAGAAAAAGACAUCAAGCGGCAGACGUUGCUAGAGCUGGUAGAUUAUGUUACUUCUGCAAAUGGAAAAUUUACUGAAACUGUCGUGCAAGAGGUUAUAAAGGUGGUAACUGUGAAUUUGUUCAGGUCGUUCUCUCCGCAGCCCCGUGAGAACAAGGUUUUGGAAGCGUUUGAUUUGGAGGAGGAGGAGCCCUUGAUGGACCCUGCAUGGUCACACUUACAGAUUGUGUAUGAAUUUUUUCUGAGGUUUGUUGCAUCGCCCGAGACAGAUGCAAAGUUGGCUAAGAGGUACAUUGACCAGUCUUUUGUACUCAAAGUAUUGGAUCUCUUUGAUUCUGAGGAUCCUAGGGAAAGGGAGUAUUUGAAAACAAUUCUGCAUCGCAUCUAUGGAAAGUUUAUGGUGCAUCGCCCAUUCAUUAGGAAGGCAAUCAACAAUAUAUUUUUCCGAUUUAUUUUUGAAACAGAAAAGCAUAAUGGGAUUGCUGAGCUUUUAGAGGUUUUGGGCAGUAUAAUCAAUGGAUUUGCUCUUCCACUUAAAGAAGAACACAAACUCUUCCUUGUUCAGGUUCUGAUCCCCCUUCACAAACCAAAGUGCUUACAAAUGUACCAUCAGCAGUUGUCCUACUGCAUUUCACAGUUUGUGGAGAAAGAUUGCAAGCUUGCAGAUACUAUUAUAAGAGGCUUAUUAAAGUACUGGCCAAUCACAAAUAGUUCAAAGGAAGUCAUGUUCCUAAGUGAGCUGGAGGAAAUUUUAGAAGCAACUCAGCCAGCGGAGUUUCAAAGAUGUAUGGUGCCCCUCUUCCGCCAACUAUCUCGUUGCUUGAGCAGUUCACACUUUCAGGUGGCAGAGAGGGCGUUGUACUUAUGGAACAAUGAUCACAUUGAGAACUUAAUCAGACAAAACCGUAAAGUCAUAGUACCCAUCAUCUUUCCAGCUUUGGAGAAGAAUGGUCGCUACCACUGGAACCAAGUGGCCCGGAGCUUGACAUUAAAUGUCCGUAAAAUCUACUCUGAUGUUGAUCCUGAGCUAUUUGAGGAGUGUUUGCUCAAAUUUCAGGAAGAUGAAGCAAAUAUGGAGGAGAUUAAAACAAAACAUGAAACCACGUGGAAGCGCUUAGAAGAGAGUGCUGCUUCUAAUGCUGUUAGCAGUGGAGCAGUUGUUCACCGCUUGAACCCAAUUGAAACAUCUUCAAACUAAUGAUAGAGGGAUAUAUUCAUGUAGUUCGAAGGUCUUGUGUUUCUUUUUUACUGCUUUUUGGCUCGUUUGGGAGGGAGCAUUGCGUGGUUGUGUGCAUUGAGAGGUUGAACACUAUUAGAUAGUUGUCCAUACACUUUUCUGUUUGUCCCUCUAUUUUUGGCUCUUUUCACCCUAACGUUCAAGAGAAACUCUACACAGCAAUGACGUUCGUGAUUCUGGAAUUUGCACAGAUACCAUAUGCUGGUAACUACAAAACAGGAGUUAGAAGCUGCAUUAUGCAUUGAGGAUGGCGAACAUAGAGCUAUGGUUGAUGGUUAUAAGGGUUAACAUGACAGAAGCUACAAAAUACAGGUAAUUUUAUCCACGUGGAGUUGAUUUAAUUGCUUUGAAGUCCUUACUAAACUACUUAGUUUCGUUUCUGUAUGUGUAUGUAUUAUAAUAUCUAAACAAUCCGUUUGUGUUUGAAUUUUUUGAAUAUAUUGAUACUUCUGAAUGCCUUUUAUUGGAA